Messenger RNA from Triticum turgidum subsp. durum (durum wheat), 897 nucleotides. The record is from the annotation of a GenBank genome assembly. NCBI's taxonomy places the organism in Eukaryota, Viridiplantae, Streptophyta, Magnoliopsida, Poales, Poaceae.
AUGGGGGCGGGGGCUUCGAGCAUGGAGGGGUCGGAGGGGUGGGGCCAGACGUCGCUGGGCGACAUGCCGGAGAGCUGCGUGGCGCCGGUGCUGCUCUACCUCGACCCGCCGGAGAUAUGCCUCGUCGCCCGCCUCAACCGCGCGUUCCGCGGCGCGGCCUCCGCCGACUGCGUCUGGGCCACCAAGCUUCCCGCCAACUACCGGUACCUCGCCGCCCUCGCCGCGGCGGCCGACGACGAUAGCAGCAGCGACGGCUCGGUGGAGGGCAAUGGUAGGUGCUCCUCCUCCGUGGCGACCAAGAAGGAGAAGUACGCGCGCCUGUGCAGGCCAACCCCCUUCGAUGGGGGCACCAAGGAAUUUUGGAUCCAAAAGAGCAAGGGUGGUCUUUGCAUGUCCAUCUCCUCGAAGGCUUUGGCGAUUACCGGCAUCGAUGAUCGGCGGUAUUGGAGCCACCUUACCACAGACGAAUCAAGAUUCCAUAGUGUUGCCUACCUUCAGCAAAUAUGGUGGCUGGAGGUGGCUGGGGAGAUUGAUUUCUGCUUCCCUGCUGGUUCAUAUAGCCUUCUCUUCCGGCUCCACUUGGGCCGGCCACACAAGCGCAUGGGCCGUCGGGUCUAUGACUCUGAGCUCAUCUACGGUUGGGACAUUAAACCGACACGGUUUCAGCUCUCAACUUCAGAUGGCCAGCACACAACAUCCGACUACCAUCUAGAUGGACCAGGACACUGGAUCCUUUACCAUGUCGGUGAUUUUGUCAUAUCGAGUUCGGAUGAGUUGACCAAGCUCAAGUUCUCUAUGAUGCAGAUUGAUUGCACGCAUACAAAAGGCGGCCUGUGUGUCGACUCUGUUUUCAUUUAUCCUAAGGAUCAUCAGCCCGAGGAGUGCAUACGCAAGUAA